ACUGAAACAGGCAGCUGAUCCUGCACAUAAAUACCACUGUCUGGUUCAUCAAAUCAGAUUCAUUGGGACAGCAGAAACAGAGGCUGAAUAUCUUCUUCUGAGUUUAUUUUGCACGUCAAGAACAAUGAAAAUUGGUUCAGUUCUGCUAAUGCUGGUCUUCCUGGGGACAUGCUCGGCUUAUGACUAUAAAAACGUGGCUUUGCGUGGAAAAGCAACACAGUCAGGUCGUUUGGAGAAUAUAUUUGGAUCUGCUUCCAACGCCAUUGAUGGAAACCGUGAAUCUAAUUAUUUUGCCGGUUCAUGCAGCCACACUGUUAAACAGACUAACCCCUGGUGGAGAGUGGACCUGCUGGAGUCCUACGUGGUCACUUCUGUUGUCAUUACCAACAGAAGAGACUGCUGUCCAGAACAAAGCAAUGGGGCAGAGAUUCAUAUCGGAAAUUCUUUACAAGACAAUGGUGCUGCAAACCCAGUUGUAGCUGCAAUUCCCAGUAUCCCAGUAGGCACAAUUCACACAAUAACUGUUACAGAACAUGUGGAGGGACGUUAUGUGACUGUGGUUUUACCUGGUCCGGAUAUGUGGCUCGUACUCUGUGAAGUGGAAGUCUACGGGUACCGUGCUCCAACUGGAGAGAACCUGGCACACCAAGGAAAAGCUUCACAGUCAUCAUUGGAAUCAUAUGUUGGCAAUGCAUAUAAUGCUAUAGAUGGGAAUCGUGCCAGCAAGUGGGAAGAGGCCAACUGUGCUUGCACAAAAUACGAGCUCAAUCCCUGGUGGCGACUGGACCUGGGAAAAACCCAUAAAGUGUUUUCUGUUAAGAUAACCAACAGAGAUGCUUACCCAGAACGACUCGAUGGAGCUGAGAUCCGCAUUGGAGAUUCUCUUUCAAACAAUGGAAACAACAAUCCCCGGUGUGCGGUGAUCAGACACAUCCCUGCAGGUUUUACCCAAACGUUCCAGUGUAACGGGAUGGACGGUCGCUACGUUAACAUAGUCAUCCCUGGAAAAACUGUGUAUCUGACCCUGUGUGAGGUAGAGGUGUAUGGCUCUGUAUUGGAUUAGAUCUGGUGAGGUAAAAAAUGAAUAACAAUGGAAAUAUAAAUAGCCGGUAUUUAGCUGAUGCUUUUUCAUAGAUUCUGGUAGAAAUCAUAUCUUAAGUUUCACUUGGACAUUGACAUCAUUAGAGACAACAUAUGGUUAGAUCACAGUAAAGCUGCAUUAAUACAUGUUUGAUCACUAGGGGGCAAAAUAAUUCCAAAUUAUGCUGACAAAGACAACCCUGACAUCAUCAUGUAGUGGAAUAAAAUUGUUAUGGCUAAUAUGUUAGCAAACAGUUGCCCAUUCACACGUCCUGUCAACAAAGAACAACAUUAGCAUUCAUUUGGAGUCAUGUAUCUGUUUGCAGGAUGAAUAUGAAUCCAUUAUUCAAUCUUCUUUUAGCUCUAGUUUGGUGUCCAUGACUCCUGGGAAAAAUAUCUGUUCUACAGCUACAAGAUGCUGAAUGAAGAGCUGAAUUUGUCAUACUUUCUCCAAUUCAUGAUGUAAUGUCAUCUACAAAACGUAUCUUUUGUUCUUGAUUUCACAUCAUUCUUGUUUUUCUGUUUUUAAUCUUUGGGUUUGGCACCUGGACAUUGGCUCUGGCAAUUCCCACCUUAUCAAUAAGACGUGUACACCUAUCAUAGGUUGACUACAUGUGUGUUUGCCUUAUGCCUUUGAUUCUGAUUUGAGUCUGCUUGCAUUAUUAAAGGCUGCAUAUCAA
Scomber scombrus (Atlantic mackerel) is the source of this 1760-nucleotide messenger RNA. RefSeq names its product fucolectin-1-like. The transcript is spliced from 6 exons. Bases 125 to 1063 code for a protein of 312 amino acids. The record is from RefSeq and is a predicted model, not a curated record. NCBI's taxonomy places the organism in Eukaryota, Metazoa, Chordata, Actinopteri, Scombriformes, Scombridae.